AUGUAUCGUUACGAAUAAUGUUUGUUGCUUUAAUAAUUUAAUAAUUAUUUAAAUUACACCUUUAUGCUAUCUAAUUAUUUUACGAUAUCGAACCAAACUUACUCAAGUUUUACAUUAUGGUAGUCUAUAAUGACAAUGAUUUCGAUGUAUCAAUGUAUUGACAUAAUUAUGACUAUUGUGAAUGCUUUGAACUACGAAAUUCAGGGAGAGAAAUUAAUAUUCAUUUAUAGAAUAAUUGUAAGCCAUUUAACAUCUACAGCUUUUAGAUUUAAGUCUUUCUCAUAAUAGCAUUUCAUAUUGUAAUGAGCAAAUUGGAAAAGGAGAAGACAAGUUAGAUUAACAUUCUCACCUUUCUGAAAUUUGUCCUGAUGAUGUUGUUAUGGACUGAAACAGAUUACGAUUUCGUAUAAGGCAAUGAAAUGGAUCAGAGAAGUUACAGUUUGGAGGUUUAUGGGAUGAUGAUCUUUUUCGUUAUUGCUAUAGAAUCCUAGAUUGUUAAAUCUAUUGCAAUCUUAUUUUCAUUAUUAUACACAUUAUUAAGGUAAUUUAAAUAAAAAAUAGAUAGAUAACCAAAAUUCAAAAACCAUACUGAAAUUAUAGGCUCAACUAAAAUCAUCCUAGUCCACAUAUUCAUUUAACUAUUUUAGAUCUAUCACUUGUAUUCGAUACCAAAAACAAAGAUAGAUUAAAAGUCACUAAAUGAGUCCCCACUAUUGUCAUAGAGAGUAGGUCUAACAGUCACAUAAAGGGAAAACACAGAUACUUAAAACAAAAAAAUUAUUAUCCAGGAAGUGGUUGCAUAGGAAUUAGAAAACCAGAAGGGAAUAUCAAAUUAGGAAGAAGUAUUUGAAAUGUUGCUCACUGGAUUUUAAUGUGGUAUCUACAUCCUUGAAACUGCAAAAUAACCGGUUCGAAUAAUCAAUUCAUUUAUGUCCCACAUAGUUUUAAUUGAUGAACAACUUAAUAGUGAUUUAAUGUAAUUGGAACUAUAUGAUUUCGGAAUAAUGCAAGAGAACCAUAAUUACACAAUUUUACCUUGUUUCCAUAGAAGCAAAGACAUUAGUCAUUUCGUUGGAUUCACACAAACAUUAGAGUAUGCUUAUAUUCAUAUUAUUGGACCUAGAAUAUUUGUUUUGAAAAUAUACCAAAUAUAGAGAAGAAAGAAGUUCAAUUAUUUUAUAGAAAGAUGCAGUUGAAAACGUUGAUUGAACACUUGUUGGCUUUUUCUCACAUCAAAUUUGCUUUAAUCAAAUAAACCUUAGAUUUCUCGUUGAAAAUUUAUUUGAAGAAAGGUAUGUUGACUUGUGUAGUUUAGAUAAAUUAUACACGCAAGUAAUUCUCAAUCCAGUUGUCCUUGCCAAUAAACCACAAAUUGCAAUAUAUAUUUAGGAUUUGACAGAGGAACCUUUUAUUUUAUAAUUGCAAUAGUAUAUAAGAAAUGGAGAUGAGUUAAUCCAAACCAUUUCUCAGAAAAUAAAAGAACCUCUGAAUUGCACUCUAUCGAUGUUAGAAUUAGUCCAAGUAUGAUAUAAUAAUUCUAAAAAAGAAAGAAGUCAAUCAAGAGUUGUAAACUAAAUAUAUAGAUCCUGCUCUGGCUGGAUGUAAAUUAUUAAUUAGCACUGCAAGUGACAUCUAGGAUUAUGUUACUCUGCAUAAAAAUAACAAGUUGGAGAAAAGCUUAAUGGAUAUACACACCAAGGAGUUUAUUUCAGAUUGUUUGAAUAUCAUUAAAUCAUAAGCUUUGUUUAGAGGUUUGAGCAUAUAAGUCAACAUAAAACAAAAUGUUCCUAUAUUCCUGAAAACGGAUCCCAAUCGUCUAAGAUAGAUAAUACUCAAUUUGUUAGGUAAUAUUUUAUUUAACUGGCAGUUAAGUCAAUUUAAUUAACCAUUAACGGCUUCAUUGAAAUAGGAUGUCAGAAGUCGCCCUUGUUGGCAGAUCACAUUGAAAUCCUCAUUAAAGUUAUGGCUUAAAAUGUAAACGAAAGCAUCUUAGAAUCUAUUGAAUUAACGUUAAAGCAUCUUAAAUAAUAGACUUUACUUAAUCCUCAAGUGAUUGAUUUGGUUGCAACAUCCAAAUAAUUUUGUUUCUCCAUCAUCACAGCAUUUUAUAUCUCCUUAGCUAUAGCAAUUAUGCCAUUUGAAUUUAAUAUGGUUAAGACAGAAGAUGGUACUCAAUUUUAUUUUGUGCUCUUAAUUAAAAAUGAGAACCCCAAUUUCAGUCAAUAAUUAAGUUAAAAAAGAUAAUCUGCCUUAAUAGCAAAUAAAUAGUAAUUUCAAUAGGUCUUUGGUUAAAAUAACUUAUAUCGAAGACACUAAUCACAAAGACUUACAGAAAUCAGUAGAUUAUAGAUCUAAAAAAAAUUAGAGAAAAUCAAAAGAGAAUCCUAAAUUGAGACCACUAUAGAUAUGCGAGAAUCCAUUUUGCCAUAAUUUGGCUAAACUGAUGUUUCAGAUUUGUAAUAGCCUAAAAAAUCAUACUCAGUCUCACAAAUCUCCGAAUAAGAUGACUCUAAGAGUUCUUCUCAUGAUUCAAAAAAUGAAUUUAAUGAUCAUGAACAAUUCGAGGUGGAAAUUUUUUCUAGUAAAUCAAGUCUUUAUCUUAAUGAUAAGAUUGAGAAUAUAGAGAAGUAAUAAUAACCAUAGCAAUUUUUUGAUACUAUUUUAUAAGUGAAAGAACCUAAAGCAAGGAAGAUCUCAGUUAGUAUAAUAUAGACUAGGUUGAAUCAAUAAAUAUAAUAAUAAUAAAUGUCAUAGAGUCAGAGGGAUUCUCUAUUAACCUUUGGAGGUAGAUCUUCAGUUUAUUCAUCAAUGAGGGUUUCUUCUAUUAAUUUGGGUCCUAAUGAAUUGUUAGAUUGUUUUGAAAAAAUGGAGAGAGUCAAAAAUCAAUAAUUUAUUUAUAAAUGUUAGGUAAAUUUACAUAAUUAAUUUAAAAGUGUCCAAAGAUCCUGAUUUGUGAACAGAAUGACUUUGAUUUAUAUGCUAUCUCUCAUUAGUUGAGUAAUUUGAAAAUACCUUACGCUUAUACCAUGUAACGAAUCCACAUAGUUGAAUUAUUGAGGAAGCAAUUCUCCUAGUUCAAGACUUGUUGUAAAGGCUAUCACAUUGUAUUUAUUGGAGUGGAAUACGUCAAUGAGUAAUUAGCUGCUGAUUGCACUAAAAUCAAGGCAGUUCUACAGGAGUUCCAGAAGGAUACAAUAAUCAUUGGAUUGAUAGGGUUCUAAGGGGAGGAUUUCAGAGCCACCAUUAAAAAGCUGCCAUUCCAUGACUGCUUGUCUAAGCCAAUCAUGAUUGACGCUUUACUAUUUAUUAUAGCCAAAUGGGUAAGAUUGUGA
Molecule: messenger RNA, 3332 nt
Organism: Paramecium octaurelia
Lineage: Eukaryota; Ciliophora; Oligohymenophorea; Peniculida; Parameciidae
Source: the annotation of a GenBank genome assembly